Messenger RNA from Olea europaea var. sylvestris, 492 nucleotides. Its product is annotated as transcription factor MYB64-like. The record is from RefSeq and is a predicted model, not a curated record. The transcript is spliced from 3 exons. The coding region runs from base 1 to 492 and encodes 163 amino acids. Gene Ontology annotation, cellular component: nucleus. Lineage: Eukaryota; Viridiplantae; Streptophyta; Magnoliopsida; Lamiales; Oleaceae. Gene Ontology annotation, molecular function: DNA-binding transcription factor activity, RNA polymerase II-specific; RNA polymerase II cis-regulatory region sequence-specific DNA binding. Gene Ontology annotation, biological process: regulation of DNA-templated transcription.
AUGCCUGAAAAUAAGGCUAUGUCGUGGACAUGUCCUGCACAUCGUGAUAAGAGAGAGAAUAGUUCUUCUUUCGAAUAUCAAAUAAAAGGCCAGUGGACAGGCGAAGAAGACAGGAGACUGAUUAGCUUAGUACAUCAAUUUGGAUUAAGGAAAUGGGCUGUAAUAGCUGAAGAAAUGGACAUUUGGACUGAAGAUGAAGAGAGACUGUUAAUUCAAGCACAUGAAAGACUUGGAAAUCGAUGGACGGAGAUAGCUAAGUACAUUCCUAGAAGAACUGAAAAUUCAAUAAAGAAUCACUGGAAUGCCACAAAAAGGAGGCAGAUUUCAAGGAGAAAGAUAAAGAAAGUAAAAGGGGAUAGAAGACAGUCAACACUAUUACAAGAUUACAUCAUAAAAAAGUAUUUCAGUAAUGGUUCCACCUCCACUUACUCAAAUUUCGACACCACCACCACUGUAGAAAAAUCCGUCCAACGCCGGCAUACCACUCUCUGA